This is a messenger RNA of Arthroderma uncinatum, 915 nucleotides long. RefSeq lists its product as uncharacterized. Gene Ontology annotation, molecular function: 2-oxoglutarate-dependent dioxygenase activity. The record is from RefSeq and is a predicted model, not a curated record. The transcript is spliced from 2 exons. Lineage: Eukaryota; Fungi; Ascomycota; Eurotiomycetes; Onygenales; Arthrodermataceae. The coding region runs from base 1 to 915 and encodes 304 amino acids.
AUGUCGCGGAUAUCGCGAUAUCUCCCUCUGGACGCGCUGGGCCAGGACAGCGUUGCGCUCUUCCGCGAAUCCUACUUCAAGCUCCAGCGGCCAGUGAUUCUACCUCGAGGCCUGUUUCGAGACUAUCGCGCGGCUUCACGGUGGUUUUCUCCGUUGUCAACGCCCUCGACGCCGUGUAGUGGCCUCAACUAUCCCUACCUCGAACCGUACGGUGACUGCUACGUGCCAUUGGAAUUGACUAUCCCUGAUGGCAAGAACGGAAACAUCUUUGAACGCGCACACAAGCCGUUGAGCCUGUUUCUUCAAUGGACACGAUCGGUGCAGUCAUUACCGCCGGCGGAUACGGACGAGUCUUGUCCCAUCCCACGGCUAUACCUAGCUCAAUGCCAGCUAAUUGAUCUGCCGAGCUCACUUCGGGAUGAUUUCCCAACUCCUUCGUAUGUUACACAGGCCGGGAAGGGCGAUAUCUACGAUACGAAUAUCUGGGUGGGGAUGGCACCGACAUAUACUCCUUUACACCGCGACCCAAAUCCAAACCUGUUCAUGCAGUUAGCUGGCUCUAAGCGUGUCAGGUUGCUAGCACCAGAUACUGGGCGUGGAGUAUUUGCAGAAGUUAGGGAAAAGCUGGCGUCAAGCCAGGCCGGACAUGGCCAUAGUUCUGCUAUUAGAGGCGAAGAAAUGAUGAAGGGCGCAGAGAAUCAACUUUUGGACCGGGCUGUUUGGGGAAGUUCUGAACAGUGCAAAGAGGAAUCUGUCCCUACGGUUGAGAGUAAUAGUCCCGGAAAUCAAUCAGAGAAUGGCUAUGAUGCCGUCCUCCACGCCGGAGAUGCCCUUUUCAUCCCAACGGGAUGGUGGCACAGUAUCAAAGGUGUUGGACAAGGCGUAACAGCUUCCGUUAACUGGUGGUUUCGAUGA